Molecule: messenger RNA, 3330 nt
Organism: Vicugna pacos (alpaca)
Lineage: Eukaryota; Metazoa; Chordata; Mammalia; Artiodactyla; Camelidae
Gene: SCAF1
Product: SR-related CTD associated factor 1
Molecular function (GO): RNA polymerase II C-terminal domain binding
Source: RefSeq, a predicted model, not a curated record
GCCUUCACGGCACCGUGCUCAGUACUUGAAGUCCCGGCAAGCUCGGCGGCGUUUUAACUCCGCCUCUCUCCUCCCUCUGCUCGCGAGUCCCGCCCCAGCCUGCCCCGCCCCGCGCCGGGGCCGGAGCCGCAGCCCGAGCGGCGGGGUGACCAUGGAGGAAGAAGAUGAGUCUCGAGGGAAGACAGAGGAGUCAGGCGAGGAUCGGGGUGACGGUCCGCCAGACAGAGACCCUACGCUUUCUCCUUCUGCUUUUAUCUUGCGAGCCAUUCAGCAGGCUGUGGGAAGUUCCCUGCAGGGGGAUCUGCCAAAGGAUAAAGAUGGUUCUCGGUGUCGUGGCCUUCGAUGGAGGCGCUGCCGGAGCCCACGGUCAGAGUCCCGUUCCCAGGAAUCAGGGGGUGCUGACACGGCUACUGUGUUGGACGUGGCUGCGGACGGCCUCCUCACAGGGCUGGUGAGCAUCCUGGAUCCCCCAGAUACCUGGGUUCCCAGCCACCUGGACCUGCGGCCUGGCGAGAGCGAGGACAUGCUGGAGCUGGUGGCCGAGGUCCGAAUUGGGGAUAGGGAUCCGAUCCCUCUUCCCGUGCCCAGCCUGCUGCCCCGUCUCAGGGCCUGGAGGACGGGCAAAACAGUUUCUCCACAGUCUCACUCUUCUCGACCUACCUGUGCCCGCCACCUCCUCACCUUAGGCACCGGAGACGGGGGCCCUGCCCCACCCCCUGCCCCCUCCUCUGCAUCCUCCUCGCCUUCCCCUUCCCCCUCAUCAUCCUCCCCUUCCCCGCCUCCCCCACCACCACCGCCGGCUCCUCCAGCCCCUCCGGCCCCCAGGUUUGAUAUCUAUGACCCCUUCCACCCCACCGACGAGGCCUAUUCCCCACCGCCAGCUCCGGAGCAGAAGUACGACCCCUUUGAGCCCACUGGCUCCAACCCUAGCUCAUCAGCGGGGACCCCCUCACCUGAGGAGGAGGAAGAAGAAGAACGGCGACGGCGGCGCUCGGCUUCCCCGCCCCCAGCCACCUCCUCGUCGUCGUCCUCCAGGCGCGAGCGGCACCGCGGCAAGCACCGGGAUGGUGGCGGCAGCAAGAAGAAGAAAAAGCGGUCGCGGUCCCGGGGUGAGAAGCGGACUGGGGACAGUGAGAAGGCCCCUGCCCCAGCCCCACCACCCUCCGGUUCCACCUCCUUGGGCGGAGAACGCGACAGCCGCCGCCGUGGAGCCGUGCCGCCCUCCAUCCAGGACCUCACGGACCACGAUCUCUUCGCCAUCAAGCGGACCAUCACCGUGGGCCGGCCGGACAAGCCUGACCCCCGAGGCCCCUCACCGGCCCCCACCUCGUCGCCUAAGCGCGAGGUCCUGUACGACUCGGAGGGACUGAGCGCCGAGGAGCGGGGUGGCAAGAGCAGUGAGAAGGACCGGCGCCGCUCUGGGGCUGCCUCCUCCUCCUCUUCCUCCCGGGAGAAGGGAUCCCGGCGGAAGGCGCUGGAUGGUGGGGAUCGGGACAGAGACAGGGACAGAGAUAGGGACAGGGACAGGUCAUCCAAGAAGGCCCGGCCCCAGGAGUUGGCGCCCUCCUCAGGGCCCCCGCCAAAGCCACCCAUCAGCAGUGGCUCAGGUUCCUCAUCCUCCUCAUCCUCCUCUUCCUCCCGGAAGGUGAAACUGCAGUCCAAGGUGGCGGUGCUGAUCCGAGAAGGCGUCAGCAGCACCACACCGGCCAAGGAGGCCACGUCUGCCAGCUUGGGCUCCAUCGGAGUCAAGUUCAGCCGAGACCGAGAGAGCCGCUCCCCCUUCCUCAAGCCAGACGAGCGGGCCCCUGCUGAGGUGGCCAAAGCAGCUCAGGGCAGCACCAAACCCAAAAAGACCAAGGUGAAGGCCAAGGCUGGGGCCAAGAAAGCCAAGGGGACCAAGGGAAAGACCAAGCCAUCCAAGACCAGGAAAAAGCUCCGCAGUGGGGGCAACAGUGGGGGCAGCAGCGGCCCUGUGACACUGAAGAAGUCCAAGGCAGAUAGCUGCAGCCAGGCUGCGGGAGCCAAGGGGGCUGAGGAGACUUCCUGGUCCGGGGAGGAGCGGGCAGCCAAGGCCCCGAGCACCCCACCCCCCAAGGCAGCCCCUCCACCCCCGGCACUCACGCCGGACUCACAGACUGUGGAUAGCAGCUGCAAGACGCCCGAGGUCUCCUUCCUGCCAGAGGAGGCCACUGAGGAGGCUGGGGUCCGAGGUGGGGCGGAGGAGGAGGAAGAGGAAGAAGAGGAGGAGGAAGAAGAGGAGGAGGAGGAGGAACAGCAGCCCGCCACCACCACUGCCACCAGCACGGCUGCAGCCGCUCCCAGCACGGCCCCGAGUGCGGGGUCCACAGCUGGUGACUCAGGGGCGGAGGAUGGGCCAGCUCCCCGUGUCUCCCAGCUGCCCACACUGCCCCCGCCCAUGCCCUGGAACCUGCCUGCUGGUGUGGACUGUACUACCAGUGGUGUCCUGGCCUUGACCGCACUUCUCUUCAAGAUGGAAGAAGCCAAUCUGGCAAGCCGAGCAAAGGCCCAGGAGCUGAUCCAGGCCACCAACCAGAUCCUCAGCCACAGGAAGCCACCUUCAAGUCUGGGGGUGACGCCAGCUCCUGUACCCACCUCUCUGGGUCUGCCCCCAGGCCCCUCCAGCUACCUGCUCCCUGGCAGCCUCCCCCUGGGGGGCUGUGGCUCUACCCCUCCCACCCCCACCGGGCUGGCUGCGGCGUCUGACAAGAGAGAGGGCAGCAGCAGCUCCGAGGGACGUGGGGACACAGACAAGUAUCUGAAGAAGCUGCACACACAGGAGCGGGCAGUGGAGGAGGUGAAGCUGGCCAUCAAGCCGUAUUAUCAGAAGAAGGACAUCACCAAGGAGGAGUACAAGGAUAUCCUGAGGAAGGCCGUCCACAAGAUCUGCCACAGCAAAAGUGGGGAGAUCAACCCGGUGAAGGUGAGCAACCUGGUGCGCGCCUACGUCCAACGCUACCGCUACUUCCGCAAGCACGGCCGCAAGCCUGGGGACCCCCCUGGGCCCCCACGGCCACCCAAGGAGCCAGGGCCCCCUGACAAGGGCGGCCCUGGCCUGCCCCUGCCCCCUCUCUGAGCUCCCCAGCCACCCCUUUCCUCCUUCGCCUCUUUGAAAUUCCGGACAUAUUUAUGGCUCCACCUCCCUAAUUCCCUCCCCCGACAGUGGGAUGAUUGGGGGAGGGUUGCUGCGGGAAUGAGGAGAGCCCCCUACCCAGCCCCAGUCCCAUCUCCCUCAACCCUAGCCUGUCCCCUUCCCCCACCCCCCCGUUCGUGCCCCUCCUCCAAUUUCAUUAAAGAUUUCAUGAAAUGUUA